AUGGUACCUGCAAUUGUAAGAAAAGUCUUCUCCAAAAAUAAACUAAAUGACAACAUUAACACUAAGGUAAAGUUCAUGUGCAAGAAAAAUUUUGGCGGAGUGAAGUUUUUAGAUGGAAAUAAAACCAGUGACGAAUCCAUUUAUUUUAAAAAGGAAGAUGAAGCUUUGUUAAAAAAUUUACUCAAGAACAACCCUGACCUGAAUCCAGACUACAAUUAUACAGAUGUUGAAAAUGGAAUGAAUGAUUUGUCCCACGACCUAUCUAUGGUAUUUUCAAAAUAUGGAAUAAAAGGACUGAAUAAUAGUGAUGCAAUUAAAGAUGUUAUUAAAGUAUUUGAAUUAAAUGGAUAUAGAAAGGUACUGGAUCAGUAA
Messenger RNA from Plasmodium gonderi, 372 nucleotides. RefSeq lists its product as hypothetical. The coding region runs from base 1 to 372 and encodes 123 amino acids. Lineage: Eukaryota; Apicomplexa; Aconoidasida; Haemosporida; Plasmodiidae. The transcript has 2 exons. The record is from RefSeq and is a predicted model, not a curated record.